CCCCGCUGUGUGCGCAGACUGCAGCCCCGCAGAGAACCAACAUCCAGAAGAAAAAAGGACAGGAUUCACUUUCAGCCCGGUUCCCCUUUGUCUCGACAAAGUUACGUAAUUGAAAGUGAUAUCGAAGAAGUCGGCAACAGUGGAACAAAGUCUGCUUGAGCAAACCAGGAGGAAAAGUCGAGGAUUUCUGCAGUUUCAGAAGGAAAAUUCCUACAGAAACUAAACAUGUCGAAACCUAAUUACUCUGGAACCUAUCAUAUGGUGGAACAGGAGAAUAUGGACGCCUACCUCACUGCUUUAGAUAUUAAUUUUGCUGUGAGGAAAAUCGUGCUACUGCUGAAGCCCACCAAAGACAUCAGCCACGAUUUUGCCACAGGGGUCAUGAAGAUCCGCACGCUCACCACAUUCAGGAACUUCAUAAUGGACUUCAUUAUUGGAGAAGAAUUUACUGAAGACCUGGGCCCUGUGGACGGUCGUACCUGUCAGACUACAGUCAGCUGGGAUGGGGACAAGCUGGUUUGUGUACAGCGAGGUGAGAAAGAAGGCCGAGGCUGGACACACUGGCUGGACGGAGACAUGCUACACUUGGAGAUGAGAGUUCAAGGAAUCGUUGCUAGGCAAGUCUUCAAGAAGGCUUAAAAAUGAAGGAGAAGAGAGAAAUAACCUCAAAACAUUAUAUCCUGAGAAAAACCUCUAAUGUGACACUCUGAUGUGACCUUUAUGGACAUGAUUUUCUGAUAUGUUUAGUAUAACAUGGUUAAAGAACUUUACUAAUCCACGUUUUGUGAAAGAAACCUUACAGCUGCAUAAUUAUCAUAUUUGCAAAUGUAAAAGGGCCCCAUCUUUUGCGUUGAAACUGUCAUCGCAGGUUUCUAUGAUGUCUAGUGUCCACAUUGUUUCAAGCAAUGUUGCGUAGGAUUUAGGAGGAUUUAUUAGCAAAAAUAGAAUAUACCAUUAAUUAUAGUAUAACAUGAUUUUAGAGGGUGCUAUGCUUGAUUAAGCCUCGGGGUACUAAUGAAGUGGAGGGCUGCUAACCAUAGAUGGAGGGUCAAUAAUCAACCAUAGGUCCUGGAACAAAAUCAUGUUAUUAUCAUUAUUAUCACUAACACUACACAAGCACAUACAAACCAUAUCUACUAUCACUCAUCAAGCAAAGAACAUCCAGCAGUGCUUUAUGACAACUGUCAACCUGAGUGAAAGCAGCAUGACAUGGAAAAAUAAUCCAAGAUGGCAGAAAAUGCUUCCAGGCAGCUGUAGUUUCCUAUAAAUCCAAGAUGUUUAACAUUUUUCUCUCGUAUUUUGUAAAGGUUAGUGAGAAAUAACACUUAAAUCUAAAAAAUCUGUUUUUGUAACCAGAUAAUACAUCUGAGGUGUUUUACAGGCCAUCUUACUGAGACAUUGGCAUGUUAGCCUGAGCUGUGCUUCUACGACUCCAUAAUUCCGUGGCCACGCAAUGACGCCGACAUGGGCGUGGCAUUAUCGAGCUUGUCCGUCGUGUUGGUGGGUGUUGCAGUGCAAUUUACUGCCGGAAUAGUAGGGGGCUCGACAUGAAGAACAAGGCAGGGACUUUAUUUCUGCCUGCACCGCCACUGCUGCUGGUCGUUUUUUUACUUUUUCUGGACAGAUUUGUCCCUCAGCCAUGUCCAGUUCUUUAUGCGCUCAUCAACCUACAAACAAACGUUAUGCUCAAUUUCCCUCCACGAAUUGCUGGUCAUUUGAAUGUCUUUGUAGUUUUUUGAUUCUAUGUUGUAAAGUUGGUCAUAUUUGCAGACUUCUUCUGCCAAACGUUCCUCUGUUUGAUCCAUGAUCAAAAUGUAAUGCGCACUGCAAAAACUUUUAAUCGGACUUUAAUUAUGACAGGACAGGAAGGAGUGAAACCAGAAAAGUGACCAAUUACAGCCCUGUGGUCGCUGUCAUUUUUGACGUGUAGGUUCAAUUUGUGGGAGGUGCACGUAAGACUACAGGGGCUCAGAGAGGGUUCACAGUGAUGCAGAGAGCUUUUCGUCACCACGGAGCUGCGGAGACGGAGAAGCAUAAAUCAAGCUUACCUAGCAAUACACGAGCGUCAUUGUGGUGCAAGUUUUACUGAAAGAAAUCAAACUUUGGUUAUGCUUUCGUACAUUGAUGCUUUAUGAGCAGAUCCAUUUCCUCAAAAAAAAAAACAUUUCACUUCUAAGUCCUUCAUCUAAAUAACAGAGCUUCAGCUUCAAGUGCA
This is a messenger RNA of Thalassophryne amazonica, 2215 nucleotides long. Its product is annotated as retinol-binding protein 1-like. Gene Ontology annotation, molecular function: fatty acid binding. The transcript is spliced from 4 exons. Gene Ontology annotation, cellular component: nucleus; cytosol. The record is from RefSeq and is a predicted model, not a curated record. NCBI's taxonomy places the organism in Eukaryota, Metazoa, Chordata, Actinopteri, Batrachoidiformes, Batrachoididae. Bases 226 to 639 code for a protein of 137 amino acids. Gene Ontology annotation, biological process: fatty acid transport.